This is a messenger RNA of Physella acuta, 994 nucleotides long. Its product is annotated as lectin BRA-3-like. The record is from RefSeq and is a predicted model, not a curated record. NCBI's taxonomy places the organism in Eukaryota, Metazoa, Mollusca, Gastropoda, Physidae.
GCAUUAGUCUCGGGUGUAGUGUUUGGCAGUAGAAGUGGACACCAGCUUGCUAGGAACAUUGAAUUGUCUCUUUGUGUCACAUUUGCAUUUGCAGGUUUUAAAAUAUUUGCAAACUAAAAUUGACGAGGAUGUGGAUUGCACAAUUAUCUCAACUAGUGGUGUCAGUUUUGGUGCUUUUCAUCAUCAACUCUCCUGGGGCAGUAGGUUCAGAUCUGUGGGACGGCGGUAAAGUAGUGGAUGGAAAAUGUUUUCUGUUGGUAAGAGAGCCAGCUACAUGGAACAGUGCCUUGUCAGCAUGUCAAAACAUGGGGGGUACUCUUGCAACGAUUACAUCAUUAACACAGUUGGCGGCGCUAAGAGCAGCGCUUAAUAUUUAUGACAGCGAAUUCUGGAUUGGUGCAAAUGAUCUAACGACUGAGGGAACCUUUGUUUGGACUGAAGAUCUGAGCUCGGCUAGUGUGAUAUAUAGUUGGUGGACAUCUGGUGCUCCGUUCACAGGGGACGGAAACGUAUGGUCCUGCGUCGUUAUUAAUUUGAGUGACCAGGUGUACGACCAACUAUGCAAUAGUUACACAACGUUCUACGUGUGCAUGGAACCAAAUUCACGUACUACAAAAUGUAUUGCUCCAACAACAACAGAGGAUGUUACCACGGCAACAACUGGAACUACAACACUCUCUGCUACUACUACGUCAUUUGAAACUACUAUGGAAACCACAGAACACCUUCCUACUACGAUGACGACUGGAACCACAAAAACUACAAGGCGAAAAUGCCAUAGAGGCUAAAAACAGGAAGUUUUAACAGUCAUAGCCUGACCUGUUAUCAAUCCUUGGAACGCAGCACUUGCUAAAAUAAUCUACAAAAUUCGCUAAAUAAUUUUAGAAUUCGGAACUAAAUUCUGCAUUAAAUUUCUAAGAAACAAAAAAUCAAUUCACAAAAAAUAAAGUUUAAAGCUUUUUUGAAAAUUAUUAUAUUCUAAUAAAAAAUUCGA